Messenger RNA from Aspergillus puulaauensis, 1566 nucleotides. Its product is annotated as aminotransferase-like domain-containing protein. Gene Ontology annotation, molecular function: pyridoxal phosphate binding; aromatic-amino-acid:2-oxoglutarate transaminase activity; L-2-aminoadipate:2-oxoglutarate transaminase activity. The transcript has a single exon. Gene Ontology annotation, biological process: aromatic amino acid catabolic process; L-tyrosine biosynthetic process. Bases 1 to 1566 code for a protein of 521 amino acids. The record is from RefSeq and is a predicted model, not a curated record. Lineage: Eukaryota; Fungi; Ascomycota; Eurotiomycetes; Eurotiales; Aspergillaceae.
AUGGCUCGUUUACACAUAUCUGAUAUCCCCUCCCUUCGGGCAAAUUCUGCUCCCCUGCCCUUAACUGUUGCACCGGCGACAUCAUCUGAACGCUUCAAGUCUCCCCAUACUCGUGGAAAGCCACUAGCACAGCAAUGGGAUCGCCAUUUCAGCAUAGAAAGCCGCAACUUCAAUGGUUCAGCCUUCAAAAAAGGCGCCAGUCCGGUCGCCGAAAGCAAGGUCAUCUCCCUAGGGACUGGACGGCCAACGGCUGAUUAUUAUCCUUGGGGGGGACUUUCUAUGCAGACUGUAUCGCCUAUUCAGUUGGUACACAAAGAAUUUAGUAAGACUGGUUGUGAUGCGGUGCAGACAGUCACCAAGCAUGACAGCACGUAUAAUCUCUCCUUAGCCCUGAACUACGGACAUGCGGCUGGCUCGCCACACCUGCUUCGGUUUAUCACUGAGCAUAUUGAGCUUGUCCAUGAUCCGCCGUACCGGGAUUGGAGAACGUUUCUUUCUUGUGGGUCAACUGCUGCUUUUGAAGUCGCGUUUCGCAUUUUCUGCAAUAGAGGGGAUCCGGUUUUGGUUGAGCGGUAUACCUACGCUGGGGCUCUGGAGAGUAUCGCGUUGAAUGGUGCUAUAUCAUACGGUGUUGAUAUGGACGCGGAUGGUCUGCUGCCUGAUGCCCUAGAAGAAGUAUUAUCCUCUUGGGAGUUAUCGCAGGGCCCGAAGCCGCGAGUGCUGUAUACCAUUCCCACAGGGCAGAAUCCUACCGGAUUCAGUCAACCAGAAGAACGACGGAAAGCAAUUUAUAAUAUUGCAGAAAAGCACGAUCUGAUAAUCAUCGAAGACGAUCCAUACUACUUCCUCCGAAUGGGCCCUUGCGAGGGCGUCCAUAACGGAGAGGAGACGGUUGAUAUAUCCAGUGAUAUGUUCAACACCUACGCAGAGCCGUCCUAUCUUUCCCUGGAUACCUCCGGCCGCGUCGUCCGUCUCGACUCAACAUCCAAAAUCCUGGCUCCAGGCCUACGGGCCGGCUGGGUUACAGCCUCAGAACAGAUUAUUGAGAAGUUCCUCGCGUACCAGGAAGUCAGCACCGUGGCUGUAAGCGGGCCGUCGCAGAUAAUGCUGUGGAACCUCCUGGACGUAACCUGGGGUCACGAUGGGUUCAAGUCUUGGUUAGUGCACCUCUCGAGCGAGUACCAGCACCGCCGCGAUAUUCUUCUCCAUGCGUGUGAGAGAUAUGUUCCCAGUGAGCUGGCGGAGUGGGUGCCGCCGGGAUAUGGGAUGUUUCUCUGGAUUAAAGUGCACUGGAGGCGACAUUCUGUUCUGGGUGCAUUGGCUGAGGCUCUCACUACUGAAGAGAUAGAUUCGCAGCUCCAGGAGCUAGAGUCCCGGAUUGCUACCAAGGGUCUUGAGGACGGAGUUUUGGUUGCGAAAGGAUCGCUGUUCUCUUGGGAUAAGAAGCCUGGUGGGCAGCUGCACUUUCGUAUGACUUUUGCUGCGGCUGAUAAAGAGGAUUUGGAAGAAGGUGUCAGACUGUUUGCAAAUGCAUUGAAGAGGGAAUUUGCGUCUGGCCUGUCGUAA